This is a messenger RNA of Serinus canaria (Common canary), 748 nucleotides long. It is a transcript of the gene G0S2, whose product is annotated as G0/G1 switch 2. Gene Ontology annotation, cellular component: mitochondrion. Gene Ontology annotation, biological process: positive regulation of extrinsic apoptotic signaling pathway. The record is from RefSeq and is a predicted model, not a curated record. NCBI's taxonomy places the organism in Eukaryota, Metazoa, Chordata, Aves, Passeriformes, Fringillidae. Bases 201 to 509 code for a protein of 102 amino acids. The transcript is spliced from 2 exons.
GCGGCUGCAGCGGAGCGGCUGCGACAGCGACAGCAGCAAAGCGACAGCAGCACAGCCCCGCAGCGCCACCGCAGCGCUCACUGCACCGCUCACUGCAGCCCUGCAGCAACACCGCAGCGCUCACUGCAACGCACAGCCCUGCAGCAACACCGCAGCAGCACCGCCGAAGCCACGUCUGAACCCGCUGCUGCCGAACUGAAAUGGAAACCAUGCACGAGCUGAUCCCCUUCGCCAAGGAAAUGCUCAGCCAGAAGCCCAACAGGAAGAUGGUCAAGCUGUACAUGCUGGGCAGCGUGCUGGCCUUCUUUGGGGUGGUCAUCGGGCUGGUGGAGACCGUGUGCAGCCCCUUCAGCUCCCAGGCCAGCCUGGAGGACGAGGAGGAGAAGAACAAGCCCGCGGCGGCCCGGGAGCAGCGGCCGCCGCAGAGAAGGGAGGAUUUGGCGCUGGCCAAGGGCAAGGCAGGGCCGGCGCUGCAGAGGGCUCAGGUGACCCGGCAGCACGCGUCCUAGGCACGGCACAGACACUCCGCCCGCCCGGGGGGUUCCAGCGCGAAGGGAAGGCUCGGCUGAAGGAGACUGCACGUGUGAGACUCGCCAGAAGUGAAGGGUUUUAUUUGCUGCUGUGCAGCAGUGGGGAAAAAUACCUUUUGUUGGUAUAAACCUGUGCACGAUGCACAGCGUGGUUUCUUAUUUUUCUUACGGACGCGUUUUACACCAUUUUGCAAGAUCAAUAAAUAUUUUAUAUGGUA